UGUUUGGCUGUUUUUUUUCUACCAGGUAUAUCAUUGAAAUUACUUUUGUCGGAAAAUUAUAAGUAUUGUUGUACGACUCAGAUGUAAUUUUCUUAGUUUUUGUUUCUGUACCUUUGAUUAUUAUCGUUUUCUAUCGGAAGUGUAAACAAAUGAAUUUUGGGAGCUUUUCGGUGAGUUUUUAUUAGAAACCCUAGUUUUUGGAAGUUUUGUUUAUGGGGUUAUGGAUCCGGGGCCUCUGGUGUUUGAUAUAAGCUCCGAUGAAGAAUCUUCCGGGCACAGCUUGCCCAAAGGCGAAGACUUUGAUUGGCUGGCGGAGUUUUUCUACUCCAAAGACAAAGAAUCGGACGAUGAUUCCGAUGAUGUUGUGGUUGUGGCCGAGGUCAAGCCCAAGCAGAGGUCAAAGUCUUCCAAACCGACGGUGAGAGAUGUGGACGUGGACGAUGACUGUGUUAUUUUGGAUGGCGACCCCGAUAAGCCUGCCGGGGUCGUUGAUGACUUGGCGAGUGGCGGCGAGGACGACUUGCUUAUCGUCGGCGAGAAGGGUCAGAUUGCAUGCAGAGACUAUCCUCAUCCUCGACAUCAUUGUGUCACGUUUCCUUUUAGUGCUACCCCACAUGAGAAGCACUGUGACCUGUGUCAUUGCUAUGUCUGCGACUCACCUGCACCCUGUGUGCAUUGGGCAACAAGUGCCUCCAGCAUCGACCAUUGCCACGCCACUGACAAAGAGGAGAUAUGGAAGAUCCAGAGGAGAAACUUUAAGUUGGGUAAAAAUGCUCCAUUACCAGCCUCCACUAAAGUUUCUGAUACUCUGCGUUCGAUGGGUCUGCCUCAACUCAACCCAAUUUCAUCGCUCAACAUUAUUCAGUUAUCACCUAACUCAAGAUCACCGAGUCAUGUUUCCAGGCCUUCUCCUAUUCAAGGUUGUUCCCCAACGAAUUUCUCUGUUCCUACUAUACUAAGCCGAGGUAGGAGCCAGCCCUUGGGACCAGGUUUGUAUAGGAACAGAUUGCAACCCCGCAUAGUUUCAGGAGGGCAGUCGCUUGGUGUUAAUCGUAACAUCAGAAGGGGGGGCCCACGUCAUGUUAAUUCAGGUCAUCCUUUAGUCUCUUCUCCCACGAUAUUUAAAAGGUCAGGAAAUGUUGGGAUUGCCUUGCCAAUGAAUAAUUCUACGUACUAUUCACCAAAAAGUAGGAAUCAUGCUAUUGGUACACAAUAUGCUAGAAAUCCUACUCCGGCAACAGCGUUGAAUGACAUGAAUUCCAUCAGGUGGGAUAAUGUUAACUCCAGCAUGCAUCAACGCCCCUCCGAGCCCAACUUGGGAAGCACGGUUUUAAACACACCACCUUCCCAACCCAAUAUAUAUACUUCCCCUAUUCCUCCAUCAAAUAAUCCUCAGAAUUUCUAUCAGCAUGGGAAUCAGUAUCAGAAUAAUGACCAAAGUAUCUAUCAGAAUGGUAAUGGCACUCAAAACCCGGUGGAAAGUGACUUUCUAGAUGGCAUAGGAAGUGCAAGUGUAAACGACACUAGUUCUGUGGAUUAUAACUCAAGUUGGGUGAACAAUACCAGUCAAAGCAUGCAACAACCUCCAGUUGAGCAUCCUCAACCUCAAAGCACAGAGUCUCUUUAUGAACCUUCUAAUAAGGAGUCAAGUCCCCAGUUCGAUGUAAGAAGCACUAAUUUUAGCGCAGAUUUUGACUUUGAUGACUGGUUGCUGGAAAGUCAAUCUGCUCCUGUGGUUUCAGACGGAUCUAUACCUCCUCAUUCUAACAUCUUCUCUCCGGAGCCUCCUCCCAUCGAUGCAGGUUUGCUUUUGUUCGACUUUGAAACCUCCUGGAACGGUCUCAACCGUGCAUAAUGUGUCUCUACACUGUUUAGUCAUGCUUCUUGAAAAGCCAUGAAGCCCGAAUCGCUGAGCCUUUCAGGUUUUGUGCUUCUCUUGUAAAUAAUUGGAGCUGGUUAAUUUGUGCUGGGCAGAAUAAGCAUCCCCAUUAAAAGCUGGAGGAGCUUUUUUAGUACUUGGUAGUGUAAAGUUAUUUUGUAGUAUUGAUGAUUACGAAUACGAAGUGCACUUUCGUUAUCGCUAGGUUGGGAAUUGGGAUUCUGUCUGGAGGAUUAGAGGCUGGUUGUUUUUUGCCCCUUGAUCCUUCUGCUCGUCAACACCACAUAUGAUGAGAUUUCUUUUUGAGAUUUCCUUGUGUUAGUACCCCGUUUCUAAUCUGUGAAGUCUUUCCCACUUGGGUAUUGCUUUUAUCAGACUGUUAUAUUGUUUUUGAUGGAUA
Morus notabilis is the source of this 2279-nucleotide messenger RNA. RefSeq lists its product as uncharacterized. NCBI's taxonomy places the organism in Eukaryota, Viridiplantae, Streptophyta, Magnoliopsida, Rosales, Moraceae. The transcript is spliced from 3 exons. The record is from RefSeq and is a predicted model, not a curated record. Bases 221 to 1855 code for a protein of 544 amino acids.